This is a messenger RNA of Mesorhabditis belari, 474 nucleotides long. Lineage: Eukaryota; Metazoa; Nematoda; Chromadorea; Rhabditida; Rhabditidae. The record is from the annotation of a GenBank genome assembly.
AUGAAAUCCUAUCUAUUCCUGAGUUUAAUACUUCUAUUGAUGAAUGAAGUUGAGUCAGCUCCGGAAAAAAUCGUGAAACGCGACGAGGAGACAAAUGAAAUCGAUGCGCUGAUUGGAGAAGUUGAAGCUGCUGCAUCGACUGUCUCCUCGAUGUCAAAUCAAGUUAAAGAAAGGCUAAACCAGCUUAAAGCCGAAGCGCUCCGAGAAGCAAAUCAUACGGCAAAUAGUAUCGUCUCUCGUUCAUGCACAGCUGCUGAUUGCAAUGAACGAGGCUCUUGUUUGGGCACACUCGAGAAUUACGUUUGUUUCUGUCAAAUUGGAUACUCUGGGAAAUUCUGUGAAGAUGCCGUUUGUGAUUCGAAUCGAGACUGCAAUGGGAGAGGGCUUUGCUUGGGGACGGUGAACCACCUGACUUGUCUCUGCAAUCUCGGCUUCACUGGAUCUCGUUGUGAAACAUUAAUCGCUAAAAUUUCC